AUGCUGUGGUGCCUGGUAGGGACCUGCUACCUCCCUGUUGGUUUGUUCAUUUGGUCCUGUUUUGCCUUCAUCAUUUCCUACCUGAUCGCUGUCCUCACUCAUCACGUCGCACCUCUGGUGCCAUUCAUCAGUGACACAGGGACGCGAAUUCCAGAAAGAUGUGUUUUUGGAUUGAUGAUAAACAUCUCUGCUUUCCUGGGUGCAGCCACAAUGUAUGUUCGGUUCAAGUUUUUGAAGGCUUUAAACAAAGACAGUAAUUUAAUCAUUACAAGGCUGAAUAACGCUGGCCUAGGGUUUGGCAUAAUAGGCUGCAUUGGAAUGUGCAUUGUAGCAAAUUUCCAGGAAACUGACAUGAGAAUAAUUCAUGAUAUUGGAGCAUUUCUGUCCUUUAUCAUGGGUACCGUCCACCUAGUGCUGCAGACUGUCAUAACCUGCAAAAUGAGACCACAUUGCCACAGUCGCCUGGUGUGUUGCUUUAGAUUGGCACUGUCCAUCAUUUCUGUGGCAUCCAUUAUCCCUAUGAUUGUGUUAUAUGGGCUCAGCUACAAAACAAAUGCAACAAUGAAGCAAGGAACCAAGAUACACAAUUUCCGUACAGCAAGUGCAGUGUUUGAGUGGAUCGUUGCCCUUAGUUUUAACUUCUUCUUUUUAACAUACAUCAGAGAGUUUCAGGGAUUCAGUUUUAGAAUGAAUGCAGUAUUACCUCAAGAUGACUGAAAUUAACCAAAUGAUGGAUUUUAAAAGCAGUUCACUUAACCCUUUCCCUCCUGGAUGUUUUCAAAGGACCAUUUAUGCUGGAAAUGGCUAAAAGGAAAGUAUCACUAUCAGGACCCUUUCUACGGGUUUAUAGGAUUUUGUAAGAGUAUGUAACCUCCUUUGCCCAUUUUUGCUUUGAAAAUACCCCAGACCAUACAUUUUUUAUGGUCAGGAAGACUGAUUUUCCGCCAUGGUGCUGGGAGGCGACAGACAUCCACUCAGCACUCGGUCUGCACAGUCCAAUUGACACUGGGGACUGAUCUUGAGUCUCACUACCCUCUGCCAAUAUGCAGCCAUGUCCCAAAAUGCUGCACCGCCACACCACUUACCACAGUUACCCUGUCAAUCAGCUUCAAAGAACUAUCAUUGACAUCAACAAAGGAAUAUAAGAAAAUGCGGAAUGAGAAAGGACCAUUCUGCACAACAAGCCUGAUCUUUCCACACAUGGAACAUUUUGCUCUUACCCUCGUGCUAGCAUCAUUAAUUAGUGAGUGUUUGUUUACAUAUGUCUAUAACUGUCCCUAUAGCGUUCAAUCCCAUUCUCAAUCAGAUAUUUAUCCAGUUCUUCUUUAAAGUAGUCAAUCGCCAUUGUGUGUGCUAGUACUAUUCAUUCUGUUUUCCCUUUCUUUAUAACACAGACAUGUUGGGCCAACUAAUUCUGUACUAUAAACAUUCUAUUCUUUGGAAAUAAUGGUUACAUGUAGUAUGGGAAGAGACAGACAAGAACAUGACGCACUGAGACGCGUCUUCAUGACACUGCAUAGGAGGAAUUCUGUACAAAAGGCUUGUUCCCUAACUCAGUCAGACUCGUAGUUUAAUGUAAGGGGCAAAUGAGACAUAUUUGUAAGGGUACAAACAUCUCUCCUUAUAAAUGUACAAAUGUAAUUUUGUUGUUAUUGGUAUUAUAAACUAGCACUGAUAAAGGGCUAUUCAGUGAAAUCUACUCCACCGUUAAAGUGGAUGAUAAUUCUCCGUAACGGUUUAGUUUUUAAAAUGAAGUCUCGAUGGUGACAUUGAUAAUUCAUUAUUCACGAAUUAUUUUUAAUAGUCAUUUGAUAGCAGAUGUUUACAAUGAUUAAAUGUUUAGUUUUUUCUGCACAUUUAAUUUAUGAAUAAUGAUGAAUAUAAUCACCUUAAAUUCCUCUGCUCCAACAAUAACAAUGAUUUAAACCAUUUAUUUAAAAUGAGAUCACAGUAACUUCAGUGUGGCCAUUAUAUCUUCACCAUAUUGAGGAUAGUUUUAUACAGACUGAACAUUCCAUUUCUGUUUUCAAUUGCUCAUAUUCUUAAAGUAUCAAUGUAACCAAUGACUGCCCAACUCUUGAUUUUCUUCCUGUUUAAAAUAACCUUUGUGGAAUUAUGCUGAAUCAAAUCCACAUCAGAAUACUCAAAAUCUAUCCACCAGGGCUCUGGCUGCUACCAAACUAACCUGAGAUACCUUAUGUGCAUUGGGAACCAGAUAGUAAACAAUUUGGUCUGGAGACUAGACAGUUAUGUUACAGACAUCAAGUCAACAUUGUAGUAGAAAAAUGUGAGCCAGAGACUGAACUCCGACUGCUGGCUCAAAUUAGUUCUGACUCUAGGCUUGGAAAGAGUAAAGUAGACUUCUGUGCUUGCACUCAAGCGCAUGUACAGAGCUCCAGUAACAGGGGCACACUGGGUAUACAGGCAAUUUAUCUGGAAUACUCCAGCUAAUGGAAGCUGGAAUGAUUUGAGGCUGCCUCUGAAACAAAGAUUGUACAGUACUUCAAAGUUUGCCUUGAGUCAAUGCAAACGCGGCAUUGAUUUGGUGUCAUCUUUACAGUGGAGCUGCAGCAUUCUAAAAUGUAUUAUAGUUUUGGUAAUGUCACAGAACUAAAAGAGCAAUGGUAAAAACUAGUUGAAGCUUCUCAAAACAAAUGUUACCUUUACCAUUAAAUAUCACAAAGGAUUAGAUUACUUUGUUAAGGUAGACUGGUAAAAAUGAAAUUAGCCAGCUUUUAAAUAAUUACUUUUGUCAUGUAUUAAUUAACAUAUUUUGUGUCUAUAUAAAUAAGCCAUUUAAUAUAUUUGUAUGAACUUGCAGUGGCCUUUUCUAACAUACAUUUGGUGGAAUUUUCUCUUCAUUUGAAAUAAGAGAAUUUUUCUUACCCAUGUUUUAUACAGCUAAACUACACAAUCAUGAAUAUUACUGUGUUACUUGAAUCCUUGAAUACGCAGUUUUGAUAUAAAAUAUUAUUUUUGUCAAUAAACAAUAU
Molecule: messenger RNA, 2993 nt
Organism: Callorhinchus milii (elephant shark)
Lineage: Eukaryota; Metazoa; Chordata; Chondrichthyes; Chimaeriformes; Callorhinchidae
Gene: dram1
Product: DNA-damage regulated autophagy modulator 1
Exons: 7
Coding region: 1-717 (238 amino acids)
Biological process (GO): regulation of autophagy
Cellular component (GO): lysosome
Source: RefSeq, a predicted model, not a curated record